Molecule: messenger RNA, 3702 nt
Organism: Pterocles gutturalis (yellow-throated sandgrouse)
Lineage: Eukaryota; Metazoa; Chordata; Aves; Pterocliformes; Pteroclidae
Gene: ZFAT
Product: zinc finger and AT hook domain containing
Exons: 15
Coding region: 4-3702 (1232 amino acids)
Biological process (GO): regulation of transcription by RNA polymerase II
Cellular component (GO): chromosome
Molecular function (GO): RNA polymerase II cis-regulatory region sequence-specific DNA binding; DNA-binding transcription factor activity, RNA polymerase II-specific; chromatin insulator sequence binding
Source: RefSeq, a predicted model, not a curated record
UUCAUGUGUAAGCUUUGUAACUUAUUUUCACCAAAUCAAUCUGAACUGUUGUCUCAUGUCUCUGAGAAGCAUACAGAAGAAGGGACCAGUGUGGAUGACAUCAUUAUUCCGCUCCAACCUCUCACAGUACCCACAAACAUAAACAAAGAUGGAGAAGAGCUUCUUGUAGUGAAGAGGAAGAGGGGCAGACCAAAAGGUUCUACUAAGAAGUUCUGUGUGGAUGAAGAUGUGGCAGAAAACAACCCUGUUCCAAGUGAAGAAACUCCUCCUGGGACAGAAGAAGGACCAGAACUGUCUGAAGUCUCACCAGGCAGCUUGGAAUGUAGGAAAUGCAAUCGGAAGUUUUCCAACACACGUCAGCUGAGGAAACAUAUCUGCAUUAUUGUUUUAAAUGAAGGAGAGGAAGAAGGAGACGGAGGUAAUGAUUCUGACGUUGACCUUGACAGGAAGGAAGAUGAGCGAGAAAAAACUCCAAAGAGGCCCAGAGUUCAGAAAACAGAGAAAACCCCCUCAACUAAGGAGACUGAACAGGUUUCAGGAGCUAAAAAUCCUAUUAUAAGCGUGGUUUUGACAGCCCAUGAAGCUAUUCCAGGAGCCACAAAAAUUGUUCCUGUUGAGGCCACUCCCCAAGAAAGUGAACCCACAACUCCAGAGGCGACAGUUCAAGACUCAUCACAACGAAGAGGGUAUCAAGAAUAUGCCAUUCAGCAAACCCCAUAUGAACAGGCAAUGAAAUCAAGCAGGUUGGGUCCAACUCAGCUGAAGAUUUUUACAUGUGAAUACUGUAACAAGGUGUUCAAAUUUAAACACUCCCUCCAAGCACAUUUGAGGAUUCAUACAAAUGAAAAACCUUACAAGUGUUCAUACUGCAGUUAUGCCAGCGCAAUCAAAGCCAACCUCAAUGUUCACAUGCGGAAACAUACAGGGGAGAAGUUUAGCUGCGAUUAUUGUACGUUCACUUGUCUCAGCAAAGGCCAUCUCAAAGUCCAUAUUGAAAGAGUUCAUAAGAAAAUUAAGCAGCAUUGUCGCUUCUGCAAAAAGAAGUACUCAGAUGUUAAAAAUUUGAUCAAGCAUAUCAAGGAAACACAUGACCUUCAAGAUAAAAAGGUGAAGGAUGUUUUUGAUGAGCUUCGCUUGAUGACACGGGAGGGCAAAAGACAACUUCUUUACGACUGCCACAUUUGUGAACGCAAAUUCAAAAAUGAACUCGACCGAGACCGUCACAUGCUUGUUCAUGGUGAUGAAAGGCCCUUUGCUUGUGAGCUCUGUGGUCAUGGAGCCACUAAAUACCAAGCUCUUGAGCUUCAUGUGCGAAAGCACCCAUUUGUUUACGUGUGUUCUGUGUGCCUGAAGAAAUUUGUCAGUUCUGUAAGGCUCCAUGCUCACAUCAAAGAUGUGCACGCAGAUUUGCAUGAGACUUCUGUUUUUAACAGUUCUAUCAAUCAAAGUUUCUGCCUUCUUGAGCCGGGAGGUGAUAUCCAGCCGGAAGCCCUUGGUGAACAGGUAGCACAAAGUACAGAUGAAUUAGGUGACAUGAAUACUAAUGCUAUUGACACACCACAACCUUCUGCUUGUAAAGGUGACUCAACAGCUGCAGAUGUAAACCAUAAUGGCCAACAUAACGGUGACUUAAAAAUUGAUACGGUCCCUUUGUUAGAAUUUGAAAAUCCUCCAGUGGAGAAUCUGACAGAGAAGCUGUGUCAGCCAGCAGACAUAGGAGUUGCAAGCAUUCAAUCCAGCGUAGCAUCAGAUUGCUUUCUGCAGAAAGACGGUACUUCUGGCUCUGAUGUGUUAAAGGUUUCUCCUGCAAAUGAAGAGGAAGUUAAUCACUGCAAUUCUGUAAAUGAGCAGGGUGAAGAAAUUAAUCUUUUGCUAUCUGAAGACAAAAGUUUAAAUCCAAGUCAGAACAAUGCAGUGACUGAGGACCUUUCAGUCUCUGAAGAGAGAAAUCAAUCUGUCCCUUCUAAUGAAUCAGAAACAAGCAAUCCACCAAUUCAAGAUUCAACAGAAACCACAAAGCCCUUGGCAGCACCAGAAGCGGAUGCAGCCGCCCGUCCACGGGCAGCCUCUUCUAAUGCGGUUACAUCAGACAGUGGGAGCGGAGCUGUUGCCUUUAUGCAGAUCUUGGAUAGCUUGCAGAAGAGACAAAUGAACACGGAGUUGUGUGAGAGGAUAAGGAAGGUUUAUGGAGACUUAGAAUGUGAAUAUUGUGGCAAGUUGUUUUGGUACCAAGUGCAUUAUGAUAUGCACGUUCGUACGCACACUCGAGAACAUUUGUAUUACUGCUCCCAGUGCAAUUAUUCUUCCAUCACCAAAAACUGCCUUAAGCGUCACGUCAUUCAGAAACACAGUAAUAUUUUGCUGAAAUGUCCUACAGAACAUUGUGACUACUCUACUCCAGAUAAAUACAAGCUCCAGGCACAUCUUAAAGUUCACACGGAACUGGAUAAAAAGAGUUAUUCCUGUCCUGUGUGUGAGAAGUCAUUUUCUGAAGAUCGACUUAUAAAAUCACACAUCAAGACAAAUCACCCUGAGGUUUCAAUGACUACUAUUUCUGAGAUUCUUGGCAGAAGAGUUCAGCUGAAAGGACUUAUUGGAAAACGAGCUGUGAAAUGUCCCUACUGUGAUUUUUAUUUUAUGAAGAAUGGAUCAGACCUUCAGCGUCAUAUUUGGGCUCAUGAAGGUGUCAAGCCCUUUAAAUGUUCUCUCUGUGAGUAUGCCACUCGCAGCAAGAGUAACUUGAAAGCCCAUAUGAAUCGUCACAGCACUGAGAAAACGCACCUUUGCGAUAUGUGUGGGAAAAAGUUCAAAUCAAAAGGCACUUUGAAGAGCCAUAAGCUCCUUCAUACUGCUGAUGGAAAACAGUUUAAAUGUACAGUGUGUGACUAUACAGCUGCCCAAAAACCACAGCUCCUACGUCAUAUGGAGCAACAUGUCUCUUUCAAGCCUUUUCGUUGUGCACAUUGCCACUAUUCCUGCAACAUAUCUGGUUCCCUGAAGAGGCAUUACAACAGAAAGCAUCCUAAUGAAGAGUAUGUAAAUGUAGGUUCUGGUGAGCCUGCAGCAGAAGCUCUUAUCCAACAAGGUGGCAUUAAGUGUCCUGUUUGCAGCUUUGUGUAUGGUACGAAGUGGGAGUUCAACAGACAUCUUAAGAACAAGCAUGGAAUGAAGCUAGUGGAACAGGAUGGGGAGAGCAAAUGGGAGUUAACUGCUGAAGUUUCUGAAGAAGCAUCGACUCAGUAUCUCCAUAUCACAGAGUCUGGAGAAGAUGUUCAAGGCACUCAAGCUGCAGUAGCUGCAUUACAGAACCUUAGAUAUACUUCUGAGAAUGGUGAAAGACUUGAUCCAACAGCAGUAAACAUCCUGCAGCAAAUCAUUGAGUUGGGUUCGGAAACCCAUGAUGCCACUGCAGUUGCUUCUGUAGUUACCAUGGCACCUGGGACGGUGACAGUGGUAAAGCAGGUAAAAGAAGAGGAGCAAUCAGCCAAUCACACUUUGAUGAUUCAAGAGACCCUGCAGCAGGCUUCAGUGGAGCUGUCUGAACAGCAUCACCUGGUAGUCUCCUCAGAUGAAGUGGAGGGAAUUGAAACAGUGACUGUCUACACACAGGGUGGAGAGGCUUCAGAAUUCAUAGUUUAUGUUCAAGAAGCUAUGCAGCCUGUAGAAGAACAAACUGUGGAACAAUCGGUGCAGGAGCUCUAG